AUGCUUGACAUUUGGUCAUGGAUAUCCGACCUUCCCAACUCGGCCGAGUGGGCCGAGUCAGACUCACCACAUACUUUUGAACUCGCUAGCUCCGGAGCGAGUUACGACAGCAACCCAACUCAGUCGAUCCAACUCCGGGCAGAGCGCACCACAGGCUCCAACAUCGACACUCUAGUGACUUUCUCAGUAUGCUUGCACGGCUUCAACAACCAGUACCAUCCUAAAAAGACGAUCUGGGUUUCUGACACGUGUUCACUCUCCUCAGACAAACCCUACCUCCCCUUGUUGCUCCAGCUCCUCCGAGAAAUCAUAUCCCGCUCCCCCACCUCUCACGAUAGCACCUGCCCGCGCUCCCAGCUCCAGACUCUCAAACCCGACCCAUUUUCCUGGAUCAUGGACUCCCACUCCCCCGAGUCCUUCUCCACCUUCUUUGACCUCGUCUUUGUCACGCGCCUCUUCUGGCUCUGCGCGUGCGACUCUCCGACCGAAGUCGGCUCUCUGUACUUCAAAUCCUUGCUGGCUCCCAACCUCGAAGCCUUGCUGUGCAAGCAAGCACCGGCUCUCCGGACGUUUCUGAUCACCGUCGGCGUGGACGCAGAGGUCUGCUUCAUGCGUACCGUUGGGUACAUGUUAGCAAAGUGGUGCAUUUUAAGAGAGGUGGGUGUGGGUGUCGGCUUGCAGACGCUGACGUCAUCGCCGUCGCAGAACUUGGGGUUCUCUUACGCGACGGAAGCUUGCGGGUUUUGGGUGCUCAAGGCUUACGCGCCAGUGAUGGGGAUGAAAACCACACGCUCCGUCAACUUGAACCAGAAAAAUCAGUUUCCGGCUUUGGAAACUAGAGACUCGGUGCUAAAAUACGCCUUGGCGCACCAGCAGCUGGAGGCGGUUGUUCAGGUGGAAUAUUCGGUUGGGUUUUACGACGGGUUUAUUCAGGUGACUGCACAUGUCGACAACCUGCGCUUCCACGUGGUGAACCUCGGAUUCAACAAAAACGAUGACGUGGACUACGCGGAGGAGAAGUAUUUCCCGUCGAGAGUCCGGGUCUGGGUCGGGCCAGAAGUCGGGGCGAAUUACGUGAACGGGUUGAGUUUGGGCCGGUCCACUGAUAACGGAGAGAGAGAAGUCAAAACGCAGAGGAUUACGAAGGGCAGUUUCGUAAAAUCAAAGAGUCCGAAAGUGAAAACCGCGGCGAGGGUGUCGACGAGGAUGAGGAAGAGGAACUGGAGGUGGGACCAGGACGCGGAGGGAAACGCCGCCGUAUUCGAUGCGGUGCUGUGCGACAACAUGACGGGUCAUGAAGUGGCCACGUGGAACCCGGCUAUUGGGGAGCAGAGUGACGGUUUGCGAAAGCGAUACACUGGAGCAAAUAGGCCGUUUACAAAAACGGGGAGUUUGGUGUUGAGUGGGGAUGAGUAUGGGGAUGGGGUUGGGUGGAGAUUGAACAGAGAGAUGGAAGGGAGCGUGCUCAAGUGGAGAAUAGGAGGGAAAGUUUGGUUGAGCUAUUGGCCUAAUGAGGUGAACAGUUCAUAUUUUGAGACAAGGUGUGUGGAGUGGUGUGAUGAGGUUGAUUUGCCUUUGAUUAGUGGUAAAUUGAGUGUAUGA
This is a messenger RNA of Prunus dulcis (almond), 1602 nucleotides long. RefSeq lists its product as uncharacterized. The record is from RefSeq and is a predicted model, not a curated record. NCBI's taxonomy places the organism in Eukaryota, Viridiplantae, Streptophyta, Magnoliopsida, Rosales, Rosaceae. The coding region runs from base 1 to 1602 and encodes 533 amino acids. The transcript has 2 exons.